Chara braunii is the source of this 1054-nucleotide messenger RNA. The record is from the annotation of a GenBank genome assembly. NCBI's taxonomy places the organism in Eukaryota, Viridiplantae, Streptophyta, Charophyceae, Charales, Characeae.
GGGCGGCCUGGAGGUCCUCAAUGGUGAAUUGGGAGGGGCCGAGAGAGGCAGUGUCGAAGUCGUCAUCGGAAGUGGGUGGAGUGGUGUCGUCAGGGGUGAUGUUUAGAAGAAGCGGGGGCAGGAGGGAGCGCGUGCGGACUGGUGAUGGGGGUGGAGGAGUUAUCGUGGUGAAGCAUGCGAAAGAGGAGGUCAGCGAAGGGCAUGUCGGGUUCGUGGGCGAGGACGGUUGCAAGAUUUUUGUGGCAUACUCGCCUGAUGUGGGAGAUGAAUGCAAAGUCGGGAACGACGGUGGUGGGGAGGUGAUGGCGGAGGGAGCGGAUGUAUUGGACGAAGCAGUCCGUGGGACCGGUCUGGUGGAGGUGACAAAAUUGUUCGAGGUAGUCAUCGAUGGUUUUCUGGGGGGGGAAGGUGGCAGUGAGAAGGUUGUCCCAUUUGAGGAAGGAGUGACGCGGUCCUCCGGAGGCGCGACGGUUGCUGACUUCGGCCAUCCACCAUUUGGCGGCAUUGCCGAGGAGGCGGGAGGUGGCAAUGGGAAGCCAGUGGACAAGGGGGCAUGUGAGGUCACACGGUUGGAUAGGCCAGAGAUACUGGCUUCGAUUUUGGUGAUGGACGCGCGGAUGUCCGUUUGGAAAGAGGACAUCAUGCGAAUGAGGGUGGCGAUAUCGGUGGCAACGGGCUCGGAUCUUUGUUCGCCCAUAAGUUCGCGAGCGCGGCUGUCAACAGACUGGGUGUUGACGGAAGUCAUAUCGAUGCUGGAGGAUUGGGCCAUGUUGGGGCAAGAUGGAAUGGAUGAGGUGGCUGAGGCGACGGCUGCGGAUGAGGUGGAGGCAGACGCGGUGGCAGCGGUGACAGCAGCAGUGGUGUCGGUGGCGGCGCGUUGGGAGUUCUUGGUGUUGUGCGGUGGCAUGUGGAGAUUCGGGGGAGGGGGGGGAGUUUCUGAUUUAUUUAUCAAUAAAGAAACAUAAUUGCCAAGGUUUUCCAAAGAAGAAAAUAAAAAUAAAAAUCCAAAUUUACAAGAUGUCAAAAAAUAAUUAAAUAAAUUUCAAGAAGGAGA